Molecule: messenger RNA, 1232 nt
Organism: Cornus florida
Lineage: Eukaryota; Viridiplantae; Streptophyta; Magnoliopsida; Cornales; Cornaceae
Product: mitochondrial outer membrane protein porin of 36 kDa
Exons: 6
Coding region: 107-937 (276 amino acids)
Biological process (GO): monoatomic anion transmembrane transport
Cellular component (GO): mitochondrial outer membrane
Molecular function (GO): voltage-gated monoatomic anion channel activity
Source: RefSeq, a predicted model, not a curated record
AAAAACUAUCGAAAUACAGGGUUUAACCGUUUAGAUUUUAUAUAUUUCAAUCAUCACGACCCACUUCAUCAGAUAAAUUUGAUUCUUCCAUUACGCCCCAAAAGAGAUGGGAAAAGGUCCAGGUCUCUACACAGAUAUCGGCAAGAAGGCCAGAGAUCUUCUGUACAAGGAUUACCAGACUGACCAUAAGUUCACCAUCACUACUUACACUUCCACUGGAGUGGCCAUAACUUCAUCAGGAACUAAGAAAGGUGAGCUACUUUUGGCUGAUGUGAACACUCAGCUGAAGAACAAAAAUAUCACAACUGACAUAAAAGUGGAUACAAAAUCUAAUCUUCUUACUACCAUCACUGUUGAUGAACCUGCACCUGGAAUCAAGACAAUUUUCAGCUUUGUUGCUCCUGAUCAGAAGUCCGGCAAGGUGGAACUCCAGUACUUGCAUGAGUAUGCUGGAAUCAGUACUAGCAUUGGAUUGACUGCGAGUCCCUUUGUCAAUUUCUCUGGCGUGGCUGGGAGCAAUGGUCUUGCUCUUGGUACUGAUCUCUCAUUUGACACUGCCACUAGAAACAUCACCAAAUGCAAUGCGGCAUUGAGUUUCUCUAAAGCUGACCUGAUUGCUUCCUUGGCAUUAAAUGACAAAGGUGACACCCUUGCUGCUUCCUACUACCACACUGUCAGCCCAUUGACCAAUACAGCUGUUGGUGCGGAGCUGACUCAUAGCUUCUCAAGCAAUGAGAAUUCUCUCACCAUUGGAACGCAACAUGCACUAGACCCACUAACAACAGUGAAGGGCCGGGUGAACAACUUCGGCAAGGCAAGUGCUCUCAUCCAGCAUGAGUGGCGUCCAAAAUCCCUCUUCACCAUCUCAGGAGAAGUGGACACCACGGCUAUUGAAAAGAGUGCGAAGAUUGGACUGGCGUUGGCUAUCAAGCCAUGAAUUUAGGUAAAACCCAUACAAUAAGAGUGAUAGACCAGCUGUGUUUUUGUACCUUGGAGAGCAACAAGGUGGAUAGAAUAAGUAAAUAUUUGUUUAGCUGUGAAAAUUUGAUGGGGGUAUUGUCCUCUUGGUUGUUACGGAUUGUAAAAAUAAUCUUUAGCUGGUUCUACAAACCAAAUAUCAUUCUUUUCCUGGUCAAGUCCUCAAUCAAUGUAUACCAGGGUUAAUGUUAAAUUACUUUUAGCAGAAACUCUCUUUGGGGAAUGGUACAAAUUGAUCUUUGAUGUUUCGCUCA